This is a messenger RNA of Cajanus cajan (pigeon pea), 697 nucleotides long. RefSeq names its product 16 kDa phloem protein 2. The record is from RefSeq and is a predicted model, not a curated record. Lineage: Eukaryota; Viridiplantae; Streptophyta; Magnoliopsida; Fabales; Fabaceae.
UCAGCCGCGUGGUAUUCCUCAAACAUUUACUUCAAUUUCUUACUUCCUAAGCCAAAGAGAGUGAGAGAGUUUGAUCCAAAGAUGCCUCGUGGGACGCUUGAAGUUAUUCUGAUAAGUGCAAAAGACCUUCAUGACAGUGAUUUUUUCGGAAAAAUGGAUCCUUAUGUGAUUCUCACUUAUCGCGCACAGGAGCACAAAAGCAGUGUUGCAAAAGGUGCAGGAUCUACACCUCGUUGGAAUGAAAGCUUCCUUUUCACAGUUUCUGACAGUGUCUCUGAACUUAAUCUGAGGCUAAUGGACAAGGAUCGGUUCCGUGAUGAUUUCAUUGGUGAGACAAAAAUUGAUCUGGAACCAGUGUUUCAAGUAGGGAGCAUUCCAGAAACUUCUUACAAUGUUGUGAAGAACCAAAAGUACUGUGGGGAGGUUAAGGUGGCAAUCACCUUUAAUCCUGAGUGGAAUUGAGGUGGCUACAGCGAAGAAUAAAGCCGUAUGGAAAGAAUAAGUUAUGGAGUGCAAGGGAAUCCAAUUGGAUGAAAGGAUUCACAUGAUUACUAGCAGUGAUAUGCCUAAAUUUCUUGGACCUAGCUAUAAUUAUCUUUUUGAAUAAUAAGUUGUCACAAUUUCAGUGGACAUUUUGUUGAAAUGAUUUAUAGAACUUGCAUGAUUUUCAAUUCAAUUUUAAUUACCUAUUUUCAAU